ACCGACCACGUACGUACGGCCGCACCUUCUUUCCCCGUCGCCGUCGUCCGCCUCCGCCGCGCCCCUCCUCCCCCUCGGGGCUGCCGGCGGCGCCGGGCUCUCUCCCCCGGUGCCGGUCUCCUCUCCUCCGGCGCCCGGUUUAAAGCGCUUCUCGCCCUGAUUUCGCCCGGGCGGGGGGAGGUCGCCGGGUCCAAACUACUAUAGGCAGUUCUACUGUUUGCAUAAGCUACCCUUGCUUCAUUUAGUAUGGAAGUCGAUGAUGAUGUGGAGGAUGAUGACAUGGAUUUCAACCCUUUAUAUAGGGAAGGAUCACCAUCCGAGACAUCGUCAAGCCUCACCUCGGAGGCAGAAUGCGAGGGAACUAGCUUUGAAAAUCAACCAAGCACUAAGGUGAUUCCUUGCAGUAGUCCUGCUAAUGGAAACACAGGUGAUCGUUUGCUUCCCAAAGAAAGUUUGUCAGCCAAAGGUGCCUGCAAAGAAAAUGUUCCAGAGAGCACUUCGACCCAGUUGCAUUGUGAGAAUGGAGAAGGCCGUGUUAAUGGAUUGGGAAAGGAACCCUUACAGACUGUACCUUCCUUCUCUCCAUCAGUACAGAAUACUCAUCCCAGUGCCGAGGAAGAUGCAAUCUGCAGGCGGACACGGGCAAGAUACUCCCUGGCAAAUUACGCACUCGACGAGUUAGAGACCUUUCUCCAGGAAUCUGACGAUGAUGGUGACCUGCAGAAUGUUGAUGAGGAAGAGGAGUACCGCAAGUUUCUUUCAGCUGUCCUAUCUGGUGGAGGUGAUGACCCACAGGCUUGCCAGGGGGAUGAAACCCAGGAUGAAGAUGAGAAUGAUGCAGACUUUGAGCUUGAAAUUGAGGAGGCCCUGGAAAGUGAUGGUGGUGAAAAUGUCGAGAAUGAUAAGAACAUAAAUGGUAGGAAUGAGAAAGAUGGUCAUAGGCCUCAGACUAGGAAGAAGAGACCCGAGUUGUCUAGGGCAGUCAAUCAUCAACAGGAAUCAACUAAAGCUAAUUUGCGACCGAUUCUGCCGAAUGCCUCACCUACACCUCAGGUUCCUGGGCAGUAUCUAUCCCAGAACAUCAAUGUCCCUUCCUCUUUGUCAUCAGCAACUGGUGCUGCUGUAGUGGAGGGAUUUACUGAUGAGCAACUUGGCCAAUUGCAUAUUUUGAUAUAUGAACAUGUUCAGCUCAUGAUCCAAACCUUCUCUCUAUGCGUUCUUGACCUAUCUAAACAGCGUGUGGCUGCUGAUGUUAAAAAAAUGAUAGUUGAGUUGGUUGGCUACCGUGAUCAAGCAUUGGCUAGGAAAAACACUAUUCGUCAACCAUUCUGUUUCGAAGGGCAGCAUCUUCAGUCAGCAAUUAGUCAUGCUUAUUCUGAGAGCUCGCAAUGCCAAUGGAUUCCAUUAAUUAAGAAUCCUAUUAUGUCCAUCCUUGAUGUCUCGCCACUUCCUUUGGCCCUCGGCUAUUUAAGUGAUGUUGCAGGCGCCGUUGUGAAGUAUAGAAAAAGCCAUGUGGAUGGCACUCCAGACAGGAUCCGGUUUAGGAAAGACCCUCUUUUUCCAUCACCGGUACUUACCACUGGCAGGGAAGCUAACAAUGUUUCUCAAGACAGAUCAAAUAAUGUGUCCACAUCAACGCCAGCUUCACCUGGGCAGUCACAGCCCAAGAAAUCUUUAGCUGCUACCCUCUUUGAGAGUACUCAAAAGGAGCCGGUUGCUCUCGUUCCAUUUGAUAUUGCAAGAUUGGCGCAGAGAUUUUAUCCACUCUUCAAUUUUUCGCUGUUUCCUCAUAAGCCACCUCCUGCAGCUAUGGUCAGUAGACUACUUUUCACUGAUGCAGAGGACGGAUUAUUAGCUCUAGGACUUAUGGAAUAUAAUAACGACUGGGAAGCGAUACAAAAGCGUUUUCUUCCUUGCAAAUCAACACAUCAGAUAUUUGUGAGACAAAAGAACCGCAGCUCAGCGAAAGCUACGGACAAUCCAGUCAAGCAUGUGCGUCGUAUGAAGAAUUCUCCAUUGAGUAGUGAGGAAGUGCAGCGUAUCGAAGAGGGCCUUAAGAUAUUCAAAAAUGACUGGACAUCUGUUUGGAAGUUUGUUGUGCCAUACAGAGAUCCUGCACUACUCCAGCGUCAGUGGAGAGUUGCCAAUGGAAUUCAGCGAUCUUACAGUAAAAGCGACGCAUUAAAAGCAAAGAGGAGAACAUAUGAAGCGAAGAGGAGAAAAAGAAAAGCUUCCAUGGCUGAUUCACAAGUAGGUCGUGAGCAGGAGGCUGAUAAUGAUGCCUCUGAGGAUGUUGAAAAUGAUGAUUAUGAUGAUGAUCUGUAUGUCAAUGAAGCAUUUUUAGCAGACACAGAGAAUAGGAGCAUGAAUAUGAUGCAGACGGGCACCAGCCUCAUUGGUGAUUGUGGUUCUGCACAUGGCCACUUUGAGCAGCAUAAAAGAAAUAGUAUGCUCCACGGUGUCAACACUGCAUAUAUACCUUUUAGCUCUUGCGCUUCUGAUGGUCCUUCGACUAAAAGGGUGUUUGGUGUGAUUUUGGACGAACUGCCAGCUUCACAAUUGUCUAGAGAGAAAGGUAGCCAUGUCGUCAAGUUGGCCCCAGAUUUGCCUCCUGUAAACCUUCCUCCUUCAGUCCGUGUGAUAUCCCAGAUGGAAUUUCAUCAGAAGGCAGCACAUUAUAAUGGUACCUCAGAUAACGCAGCGCAGGAUCUGUUUCCUGUGCCACCUCCAACCUUUACAGAAUGUGUUUAUACACAGCUUAAUCUUUUCCCUCAUCAUAGUACUACUGACAGAUCACAACAGCAUGGGUGUGAUAGACGUUCGACGGAAGAUGGCACUGAGCAAGAUUUUCAAAUGCAUCCUUUGCUUUUUCAGCAUCCUCGAGAAGUGCUUCCGUCACAUAGCCAUUCGGUUCAAAAUCUUACUAGUCAUACAAGAAAUUAUAAUCUUUUCCCUUUUGAGAAAGUUCAACUUGAGGAAAGUAAUAAGCAGACUACAGAUGGCAUGGAAGGAGCUCCUGCCAAUGCUAAUACCAUCGACUUCCAUCCUCUACUGCAAAGAUCUGAAGCUGAGAUGCAUGUGGAAGUACCAGAAGAGAACUGCCAUCCACUUGCUAAUCAAUCUGACGGUCGUAUGAGGGAACCUCCAGUAGAUGACCAGUCAACAGUUAGGGAAGCGUCCUCAAGCGAAAGAGAGAUCGAUGUUGAUAUGCAAGCAUCCACAAGCCCUUGUGAGAGGGAUAACAACAUUGAUUUGGACAUUCAUUUGUGUUCCUCAGUGGAUUUCAGGAUUGCGAAGGACUUGAGAAGUACUCCUAGUAAAUCCAGAAUUCAGCCAGAAAAGUCUGUGAAGGACAGAGCUAGUAUUUUGAAUUUACAGCCUGCAAAUGCUAGUUCUCAUCAUGACACUGAAGGGCUUGGCGAAGAAACAAUGCAAGGCAUUGUAAUGGAACAAGAAGAAUUAAGUGAUUCCGAAGAAGAGAGCCAGCAUGUUGAGUUUGAAUGUGAGGAAAUGGAUGAUUCUGAAGAUGAGCAAGCUCAGGGCACAGAACCAUGUUCGACUACAAAUAAGGGAACUUCAACAUCAGUUGCUUGUUCAGAGUUGCAAGAAAACAACGACCAGUGUCAAACCCAACAAGGAUUGAAACAGGUGGCUAAACAGGGCGUGAGAUCAAAACGGAAAUCGCGUGGGUCUUCUAGUGCAAGGCCGGUCAGAGCAAAGUCCAAGCCAACGGAUGCAAGGAGCACAGGAACUAGAAAGAGUCAACGGUCAAAAGCUUCUCGAACGAGUGAAUCUAGCCAGGCCAAAAUGCAGGAAGAGGCAGGUCCUGAACACAAGUCGAGUGAUCCAAGAAGGUCUAGAAAGAGCCCUGCCCCGAGUUGAAGGUCUUUGUAGCGUUUCAUUUCUUUGCACAGGAUAUCGGCUCUGCUCACCUUGCUGCAUCUACCAGAGGAUAAUUACCUGCGCUGCUGGGCUGGUUAUUCACCUGUGGAUAUAGACAACAUGUCAACCAUUUGUUGAACAGGAAAUUCAUGUCUGGAGCUGAGUAGAGAAACUGAAAUGGUGAGGAUGGUCUACUACAUGUAUAGCCCCGUCUUUCAUAAAAUCGGCUAGCUGUCGGUGAGCGUGGGAAAGCAUUCCCUCUGGUAAAGAUCCAAGCACCCGCGACGGGCGCGCCAGGGAUGGUGAGGUCCUUUCUUGGAUCGAAUUGGCGAGUAGAUAUUUCACCGGUCUCCAGGAAGGCCUCAGGUUCAUUUCUGUACAUCUAGCAUGGAUGUUCAUUGUAUUUUUAGUUGUUUCUAGCGAGCUCUUAUCAGUGCAGAGAUAUGAUGCUCUUAAGUGGAAAAUAAUGCUGAUGUACUCAGUGCAUCAUUCAGGCCCUGUUUGGAAACUCGGGAAUCCAGUGUUUAAUUAAUGCCAAAUGUAUCAUAUCA
Hordeum vulgare subsp. vulgare (domesticated barley) is the source of this 4433-nucleotide messenger RNA. RefSeq lists its product as uncharacterized. Gene Ontology annotation, cellular component: nucleus. Lineage: Eukaryota; Viridiplantae; Streptophyta; Magnoliopsida; Poales; Poaceae. Gene Ontology annotation, molecular function: transcription coregulator activity. Gene Ontology annotation, biological process: regulation of DNA-templated transcription. The transcript is spliced from 9 exons. The coding region runs from base 247 to 3882 and encodes 1211 amino acids. The record is from RefSeq and is a predicted model, not a curated record.